Molecule: messenger RNA, 1337 nt
Organism: Heterocephalus glaber (naked mole-rat)
Lineage: Eukaryota; Metazoa; Chordata; Mammalia; Rodentia; Bathyergidae
Source: RefSeq, a predicted model, not a curated record
CAUGGUCAACCAUCUUGUGCGAUCCUUGCUUCAAGGGAACUGUUUGUUCCUGCACAAGUUUUUGCAAAACUACCAAGAUUUGGGACCAUGCAGCAGGAGCUGGAUCUGCUGUUGAAAAGUGCCACUCUACCAUCUUGGGUACAUGGCUGGAAAAGUAUCCAGACCAGUUCCAGCAGCCUCCGGAGUUCACGUGCCUCAAGCAGCUGGUGGAGUACGUGCAGCUGCACAUGCCUGGCUCAGACCUGGAGCACUGUGCGCACCUUCUACUGGCCCAGCUGAAAGACACACAGACUAUGAAGGCCAAGCCUGGGGGUGAGGAGGCCUGGGAUGUGUCCAUCAAAGCACAUGAGGAAGCCCAGGCAGCAGCACCAGUGCCAGGUCCAACUGGAGAGCGAGAGGCAGCUCCAGCAGCAGCCUCUAAGCCAGCGGUAGAUCCACCACCCAUUCUGGGGCAAGAGUUGGCUGCAGUGCCAGCUCCAUGGCCAGGUGCACCUAGAAAGCUACCUUGGGUUAUUCCAAAGAAGAAGCAGACUGGAACUGAGACUCUGGAGCUGGAGCCAGCCACAGCAGGCCCACUUCUACCAGUGGUGCCAUCCUGGCCUUCACCUAUGACCAUGAAAACCAGGGAUUCCACCUGGUUGCAGCAGGGCAAAAAGGCCAAGGAGCAGCUGCCGGCCUCCAUCUGCACCACUGUCAUUCAUCUCCCAAGUGUGUCAUCAGCACCGUCCUCAGGCACUACAUCAUGAAAGCCUCAGGCCAUGCCCAGGUGGUGGAGCACAGGGUCUCCAGGGACCCUCAGGAGUGCCAAAUUCUGAGGAACCGUGCCUCUCUCUCUGGGCUGUGAAUCAGCGUUAUCCAGUGCCUGAUGGAAACCUGGCAAGACUUCUCCAGGUGGCUGCACCUCUCCAUUGGAGCUCCAGGUGAACCAGCACCAUAAACUGGACAAAAUAUGUGCAGAACUUGUCUGUGAAGGUAGAAAUGUCUAGAAUGUAUUUUAUAAAGUUCCCCCAAACUCAAAAUAAAAAAAUCUUAUUUGAAAAGAGCCGAAAGAAAUGAAAGGCAGUUUACGAAAUAGGCAAAUAAAAAUAUGUUGGGCCUGAGUGUAGUGGAGGAGGCCUGUCAAUCAGAUAACUCUGGAGAGAGACUGAGGCAGGAGAAUCACAAGUCCCAGUGCAGUCUGGCAACUUAGUGACCCUGUGAAACCCUUAGCAAAAAGAGAUGAUAUUCACCAUAAUUAGCCAUUAAAGAAAUACAAUUUAAAACCAUGAUGUUAUAUCACCAAAACCUGCUCGAAUUGCUAACAUGAAAAAUCCCAGUUACCUAAUGCAAGAGUGGAU